AUGCAAGCAGUUACAGUACUUUUUGGUACCCUGAGUUUCCUGUUCUUGUUAACAUCGACUAUACUCAUGAUUGCAUCAAAUUGCACGGUUCCAACCUCGGACGAGAUAUAUUUCAUGAGGACCACCAUGUCUGCCGCUCUCACUCGUGAAGUACUCAAUUUGAUCCCCCAAAGCGUUGCCGUCUUCGACCGCAUAACCGUCAGGAUUGGUCUGUUGGGAUAUUGUAUCAACGAUACAUGUACACAAUACCACCUAGGGUAUCGGCUUCCGGCUCUUCUAAUGGGCGGGCCUGUAGGGUUCGAUUUCCUGAGCAGAGAGACAACAACAGCGCUGGUCAUCAAUCCGUUAUUUACCGCAUUCAGUUCGGCUUGCGUGGUCGCCUUCUUGCUUUCGAUUUUCCUGAACAAGCCAUCCAUCGUAUUCAUUCUACUCAUCCUGAACACCAUCAUCGCCUUGAUUUGUCUGAUAAUUGAUUUCACUAUAUUCGUCAGAGCUUAUUGGCUCAUACGGAACUCCCAAAGCGGUCUUUUUGGAAUGGUCUCCGUCGAAUACGGAAACGCUCUUUGGCUCAUGCUUUCCGCUGUCAUCCUGACAAUAUUUUCAACACUCUUCUUCGCUUGCACACUUCGCAGAGGCGAUGACUCACGCUCACAUAAAGGCAAAAGAGGCGCCCGAAACGAUGGACCAUGA
Messenger RNA from Puccinia triticina, 690 nucleotides. RefSeq lists its product as uncharacterized. The coding region runs from base 1 to 690 and encodes 229 amino acids. Gene Ontology annotation, cellular component: plasma membrane; cell division site; growing cell tip. NCBI's taxonomy places the organism in Eukaryota, Fungi, Basidiomycota, Pucciniomycetes, Pucciniales, Pucciniaceae. The transcript has 3 exons. The record is from RefSeq and is a predicted model, not a curated record.